AUGGGAGCCCACGAUGCGGCCUUCCUCCGGGACUCAUCGACCGACAACUCCGUCGCCGGGAACCAGUACUACAAUGCCACAAAAGCCUUGAACGCCGGCAUCCGACUGCUCUCGCUCCAGGUACACAACUCCAACGGCACACUUCAGCUAUGCCAUACAACGUGCGCCCUGCUCGACGCCGGCACCCUCGAGGACUUCCUGGCCAAGAUCAAGUUGUGGAUGGACGAAAACACGAACGAGGUCGUCACCCUGCUGAUCGUGAACUCGGACGAUGAGGACGUCGCCUCCUUCGGCAAGGUCUUCGAGAGCUCCAACAUCUCCUCGUACGGCUACACACCCGCUACCGUGAGCGCCAGCAACACCUGGCCUACCCUUCGGACCAUGAUCGACGACGGGACGAGGCUGGUCACGUUUAUCGCCACCGUCACUUACUCAACCACCUACCCUUACCUCCUCAACGAGUGGGACUUCGUCUUCGAGACCGCCUAUGAGGUUACUUCGCUCGCGGGCCUGAACUGCACCAUCGACAGGCCCUCAGGCCUGUCCGAUGCCAGCUCCGCCAUUUCAUCGGGCUAUCUGCCCCUGAUGAACCACUUCGUUUAUCAGUCCAUUACCUCCUCCAUCGAAGUUCCCAACGUCGAGAUCAUCGACACCACCAACAGCCCCGACACGAGCUCCGUCGGCACGCUGGGCCAGUCCGCCUACAAGUGCAACUCAGAGUGGGGCACCGCCCCCGUGUUCGCCCUGGUCGACUUCUACAGCGAGGGCCCGGCCAUCGAGACGGCCGACAACCUCAACGGCAUCACCGCCGAGGGGCGGUCGGACAGCAGCAGCGCCACGAGCGACGCGGCCUCGGGCAUUGGUUCUGCUGGUGCCAAGACCGGCGCCCUGGUUGCGUUCCUUGCUGCGGCUGUUUUGAUCUUCUAA
This is a messenger RNA of Diaporthe citri, 927 nucleotides long. RefSeq lists its product as uncharacterized. The coding region runs from base 1 to 927 and encodes 308 amino acids. The transcript has a single exon. Gene Ontology annotation, biological process: lipid metabolic process. Gene Ontology annotation, molecular function: phosphoric diester hydrolase activity. NCBI's taxonomy places the organism in Eukaryota, Fungi, Ascomycota, Sordariomycetes, Diaporthales, Diaporthaceae. The record is from RefSeq and is a predicted model, not a curated record.